Priceomyces carsonii is the source of this 2103-nucleotide messenger RNA. RefSeq names its product tryptophan synthase (gene TRP5). Gene Ontology annotation, cellular component: cytoplasm. The transcript has a single exon. The record is from RefSeq and is a predicted model, not a curated record. Gene Ontology annotation, biological process: L-tryptophan biosynthetic process. Lineage: Eukaryota; Fungi; Ascomycota; Pichiomycetes; Serinales; Debaryomycetaceae. The coding region runs from base 1 to 2103 and encodes 700 amino acids. Gene Ontology annotation, molecular function: tryptophan synthase activity.
AUGUCUGCUUUGUUAAGAGAAACUUUUGCAAAAUGCAAAAAAGAGGGACGUAAUGCCUUAGUGAAUUUCAUCACAGCUGGCUACCCAACUAUGGAAGAUACCUUACCAAUUUUGAAAGGGAUGCAAAGGGGAGGAGUUGACAUUAUUGAAUUGGGUAUUCCAUUUUCAGAUCCUAUUGCAGACGGUCCAACUAUCCAAGCAGCUAAUAAUGUUGCUUUGGCAAAUGGAAUCACUGUUUCUAAAUGUUUGAAAUUGGUGGCUCAAGCCAGAUCUGAAGGUGUGACUGUACCUAUUAUUCUAAUGGGAUACUAUAACCCAAUCUUGAAGUAUGGUGAACAAAAGAUGAUCGAGGACUCUGCAAAAGCAGGUGCUAACGGAUAUAUAGUUGUUGACUUGCCACCAGAAGAGGCAGUUAAAUUUAGAUCCUUGUGUACAAAGAAUGGAAUGUCUUAUGUUCCAUUGGUAGCUCCUGCUACGACUGAUGAGAGAUUAAAGAUUUUAGGUAGUAUUGCGGACUCGUUUAUUUACGUUGUUUCAAGAAUGGGAACCACUGGUGCGUCUCGAACAGUAUCAAAGGGUAUUUCUGAUUUAUGUGCGAGAGUUAGAAAGUUUGCCGGUGAUACACCUAUUGCAGUUGGAUUUGGUGUAUCCACUAGAGAACAUUUCUUAACUGUAGGAGAGGCUGCAGAUGGUGUGGUUAUUGGAUCUAAAAUCAUUACAUUAAUUGGAGAAUCUAGUCCUGGCGAAAGAGGAGAAACUGCCUAUAAAUAUGUCAAGUCUAUAUUGGGUGAUGGUUUUAAAGUUGAUGCACCUAAAUUUUUCGAUAAUUCGUAUAAGAUAGCUGCUAAGGAUUCAGAGCCUGAGUUCAAAGAAAUUCAUAAGUUUGCUCCCAGAUUUGGUGAUUUUGGGGGUCAAUACGUUCCAGAAGCUUUGCACACAUGUUUAGCAGAAUUGGAAAGAGGGUUUGAAAGUGCAGUUGCUGAUCCAGAGUUUUGGAAAGAAUUCAGAGCACUUUACUCUUACAUUGGUAGACCAUCUUCUCUUCAUAAGGCAGAUAGAUUAACUGAAUAUGCUGGCGGGGCUCAAAUUUGGUUGAAGAGAGAAGACUUGAAUCAUACGGGUUCACAUAAAAUUAAUAAUGCGUUGGCUCAAGUUCUUUUAGCAAGAAGACUUGGAAAGAAGGAAAUCAUUGCAGAAACGGGUGCAGGUCAGCAUGGUGUCGCUACUGCUACUGCCUGUGCUAAGUUCGGUCUUCAAUGCACCGUCUUUAUGGGAGCAGAAGAUGUUAGGCGCCAGGCUCUAAAUGUUUUCAGAAUGAGAAUCUUGGGUGCAAAAGUAGUUGCGGUCAAGAAUGGUACUCAAACUUUGAGGGAUGCAACGUCCGAGGCGUUCAGAUUCUGGGUUUCCAAUUUGGAAACUACCCAUUACGUCGUAGGUUCGGCAAUUGGACCACAUCCAUAUCCAACUUUGGUUAGAACCUUUCAAAGCGUCAUAGGUCAAGAGACAAAGCAACAAUUCAAAGAAUUGAAUGAUGGAAAACUUCCGAAUGUUGUUGUAGCUUGUGUUGGUGGUGGCUCCAACUCAACUGGAAUGUUCUCCCCAUUUGAAAACGAUAAGGAGGUGAAGUUCUUAGGUGUUGAAGCGGGAGGUGAUGGUUUAGAUACUGAACGUCAUUCAGCCACUUUAACAGCUGGUAUUCCUGGUGUAUUUCACGGUGUCAGAACUUACGUCUUACAAGACAGUGAUGGGCAAGUCCAUGACACACAUUCAGUAUCGGCUGGUUUGGAUUAUCCUGGAGUUGGUCCUGAAUUGGCCUACUGGAAGAGUACUGGAAGAGCGACAUUCAUUGCUGCGACGGACGCCCAAGCAUUGCAAGGAUUUAAAUUGUUGUCGCAGUUAGAAGGUAUCAUACCAGCUUUGGAAUCUUCUCAUGCUAUCUUUGGAGCUGUCGAGCUCGCCAAAACAUUACCCUCCGACCAGCAUAUUGUAAUAAACGUUUCGGGCAGGGGAGACAAAGACGUGCAAAGUGUUGCAGAAGUCUUGCCCAAACUAGGUGAGCAGAUAGGAUGGGAUUUGAGAUUCGAAGAAGAUCCAUCUAGGUAG